GUGACCCAUCAUCAGUAUCAUACCUCAGCCAAGCAUCCAGUGCACAGCAUCGCAGCAUCAGCACCACAGCGUUCCACAGUGCAGGAUAACAGUUUGCAAGGAGCAGUUUUUUUAUAAUUCACCAGUGAAACUUAAACCCUACAGAAUAUAAUCAUGAAAUUCGUCGUACUGCUCGUUGCCGCACUGGUUGCCGCUACCUCGGCCCAGAUUCGUCCGCUGCCCAUCCCGCUGCGGAAUCCGGGUGUGUACGGUGGUCCCGAGGCGAGCGCUGUUAUCCUGAACCAGGUGUACGAACCGAACCCGGACGGCUCGUACGUCUACAGCUACGAGACGAGCAACGGCAUCCGGGCCGAUCAGCGCGGCUUCCUGAAGAACCCGGGCACGCCCGGCGAGGCACAGGUGAUGCAGGGCUCGUACUCCUACACCGGACCGGACGGUGUCGUCUACACCAUCAACUACAUUGCCGACGAGAACGGAUACCGUGCCGAGGGUGCGCACAUCCCAUCCGCCCCACGGUACAACCCGCGCUAUCCCGGCCAGUACCAAUAGACGCUCCCAGUAAGGACCCAGUUGAGGGGACCGGAGGGUGACAAAGCGCGCAAGAUCUGCGGGGUCUGUGAUAUUUAUUAGCUAAAAGAUCGAGCUGCUAAAGAUCACUCGUACCCUUCGGUUAAAACGCCGUAAUGAUAUGAUUGCCCAUCCUGUCGCCCAACCUACGAGGACCUGCGUCCUCCCAUCUACCCAUUUCCAUACUGAUCGGUCACCCUUCCACCUCACCCGAGCUCCAUCCAAUAGCCAUUAGCCAGCCAGACCCAGCAGCAGCAGCAGCAACCCGUGAUUUGUAGUACAAUGCUUCUGCUCCGCACGGCUACCACCUUUAAGUCCAACCAUGACACUUCGACACCGCGGUAAAGCAUCCGCCGUGCCGUGUGCGGAUAGUACACGGUGCGACAUCCAAGACAUUUAGCCCUGCGUGGACGGACGGACCAUGAUCGCCUAAUGAUGGUCGGUUCGGACUGUACAAGCACUUUUGUAAAAUAACUUUAUGCCCAUCCCGCUUGACCAGCCGCCUCUGGCUGGGCCAGUAUACUCUCUUGUUUAUGUAUCCAUUCGUUUGCUCACGUUGCAGUUGAAUAUUGUAUUACGUACCGAUUUUAAUAAAUCACGCAACAGCCUUCACAAAACAGGCCACACCGAAA
Messenger RNA from Anopheles arabiensis, 1199 nucleotides. Its product is annotated as cuticle protein CP14.6-like. The transcript has 2 exons. The coding region runs from base 154 to 549 and encodes 131 amino acids. NCBI's taxonomy places the organism in Eukaryota, Metazoa, Arthropoda, Insecta, Diptera, Culicidae. Gene Ontology annotation, cellular component: chitin-based extracellular matrix. The record is from RefSeq and is a predicted model, not a curated record. Gene Ontology annotation, molecular function: structural constituent of chitin-based larval cuticle.